AUGACAACUCGUGAUUUUGAUCGUGAAACACGUCGUGUAGAAUGUUUAGAAGACAAUGCUAAAUCAUUAACGCGUAAUAUUCAAAAACAAGAUAAAGCAUUUGAUGAAUUUUCAAAAGGUCAAGUAAAAUUAGUUAAUGAUUUAACAUCAAGUGCGUUUAUAAAUCAUUAUCAACUAAAUCAACAAACUCAACCAUCUUCUUCACAUGAAAUAAUGACAAAUUGGAAACAGACAAGUCAAAAAAUUUAUGAACAAACAAAUUUAAUGAAUGAAAUGACCACUAAAACAAUUACUGAAUCAUCCAAACGUUUAGUAAUGGCUAUGAAUAAUGUUAUUAAUUCAAUAAAAAAACGUGAACAAAGUUUAAAUGAUUAUUUAAAAAUACAAAAUAAAUUAGAUAAAAUAAAUGAAAAAAAAAUGACAACAAAUAAAUUAGAACAAAUGCAAAAACAAUUGACAGAUGCUAAACAACAAUAUGAAUUAAAAAAUUCAUUAUUAACACAAGAAUUACCAAUUUUACAUGAACGACGAGCAGCAUUUGUUUAUCCUUGUUUUGAAGCAUUUAUUGAAGCACAAGCUCAUUAUUGUGAACAGUUGGAAGAUGCGUAUAAUGGACUUGUUAAUAUAAUGAAUGUUGAUUCAAAUUCUAAUUCAAUAUUAGAUGAAAUUAAUACAAAAUUAGCUGGUAUUAAAACCUUAUCCAUUGUUGCUUCAGAAUAA
Didymodactylos carnosus is the source of this 720-nucleotide messenger RNA. Lineage: Eukaryota; Metazoa; Rotifera; Eurotatoria; Philodinida; Philodinidae. The record is from the annotation of a GenBank genome assembly.